Messenger RNA from Cucurbitaria berberidis CBS 394.84, 466 nucleotides. RefSeq lists its product as uncharacterized. The transcript is spliced from 3 exons. Lineage: Eukaryota; Fungi; Ascomycota; Dothideomycetes; Pleosporales; Cucurbitariaceae. The record is from RefSeq and is a predicted model, not a curated record. Bases 168 to 413 code for a protein of 81 amino acids.
CAAAGACGUGGCAGAGAUACCCUCUCACUAAGCUCGUGGAAAUGUACACCGUGCGCGCCUUCGCCGCUGCGUAUCCGUUCGAAAAAACUAAUGUCAUCAUCAACAUGGUUGCGCCAGGCAUAUGCUCAACCGGCCUUGCUCAUGACACUUGAGUCCUCCUGAGGACAAUGCAGCGUAUCGUCCGUAUGUUAUGGGCGAGGACCGCGGAGGAGGGCAGUCGCACCAUUAUCCAUGCUGUGAUCGCGGAUGAGUCCACUCAUGGUAAACACUUAUCGGGGUGCGAAGUGAAAGAACACUGGAUAUCCCCAUCGAUGACUGAUGCUGAGGGUCAACGUACGCAGAAACAGAUAUGGAAAGAACUUGCUGCUUUGAUGGAAAGUGCCCAUCCAGGCUGUGCACCGCGAAUCUCUUAGACUUCUCUCAUGAUGUCAUAAUGGUUAUACAUAUGAGAAUCCAUUAUCUCGGU